Molecule: messenger RNA, 1044 nt
Organism: Penicillium alfredii
Lineage: Eukaryota; Fungi; Ascomycota; Eurotiomycetes; Eurotiales; Aspergillaceae
Product: 2EXR domain-containing protein
Exons: 1
Coding region: 1-1044 (347 amino acids)
Source: RefSeq, a predicted model, not a curated record
AUGGCGGAAGACUUCACUCUCUUCCCUUCCCUUCCACCAGAAGUCCGACGGCUCAUCUGGAAGCAAUGCCUGCCAAAGAGGGUUGUGGAGCUCGACUCACUGCCAAGCCACUAUCCUCAUAUCCAGUGCCAGGUUUACUGGACGACCUCCGCUAAUGCAAAGCCACCAGUCAUUACGCAAGUCUGCCAUGAAUCACGCGCAGUGGCCAUGGAAACAGGAAGAGUACUGAAGGAAGACCCCAGCACCCCUGACCCGAGAUUCUUUGGCCCUCCUCUUCGACCCUGGUUCAACCCGCAAACCGAUGUCAUCUGCCAAUACCCCGGGGACAAGUGGGGAGACUAUGGCCCAUUCGUGGACAUUAAAAAGCGAAGAGCCUAUUUCUUGCAGCUGGCAACUGAGGCCCAGGGCGUGGCGGUUCUAGCGGAUCGAAUCGACCCCUGCGAUGAUGGAUCAUUUUUCGAGAAGUCGGGUUGGGGUCAUCCUGUGGGUUUGUCUCGGAACUUUGUUAAGUCUGACUGCAAAGAAUACCUGGUCUGCCUAGAGGCGGUGGCGAUUCAUAUCGACAAAGAGAAGGCCCUUGACUCGCAAGUCUUUGGUCGUUUAGCUGAGGAGCCCAUCCAGCUUGUGCAUGCAUCAGACAUCACUCGAAUUCGACAGUUCCAUAAACUCUCAAGCCCAAAAGAUUCCGAAGCGAAGAAAUUUUUCAAGAUUGCAUUUGUGGAAAGAGACUAUCUCAAGCAACUCGCGAAGUGGCGAAGACGAACCGAGGUUUGGUUCGUAUUCCACAAGUGGCUCAUAACCUAUCAGGAGAAUCCAUCGGCGGCCCCUCCUCUGCUCGACAUCUGGUUGCAAGUUCAGACAAUUUCCAAGAAGGAGUUUCAGGAUGAGAUUUCUCCAACAGAUCUUCUCUUGUGCAUUGAUGAAGGGGGGCUGUACAACUACGCCCCGAAUGAUGAGAACCAGUGGGUAAAAAGUGUCUUGGAUGCCAUGCCAAACUUCCAUCCAGUGAUCAUGUUCCGGCAUUGCGAGUUGGACUGUUGCUAG